Molecule: messenger RNA, 501 nt
Organism: Elephantulus edwardii (Cape elephant shrew)
Lineage: Eukaryota; Metazoa; Chordata; Mammalia; Macroscelidea; Macroscelididae
Gene: CUNH6orf52
Product: chromosome unknown open reading frame, human C6orf52
Exons: 5
Coding region: 1-501 (166 amino acids)
Biological process (GO): selenocysteine incorporation
Cellular component (GO): nucleus
Molecular function (GO): tRNA binding
Source: RefSeq, a predicted model, not a curated record
AUGGUAAUAGGAGCAGGCUCUGCAGUCCUGACAGGUGAGGAGGGGCCUGCAACUUGGACCCAGAAGGACAAUUUGCAGAAGUUGCUCCAGUUUGGUGACUUCUCAUUACUCUCUCCUUCCCAUGUCAGGGUGAAGCAGGACUUCCUGCCAUAUGAGACUCACCUCUGUGGCCACUGGUAUGGCCAGCAGCAGAGCUGUUGUCUUCUUUCUGGCUACAGCCUUGCCUGCGCAGUGGACGGAAAUGGGGACAGUCUUCUUUCUGCGUAUGAGACUGCAGAACACCCAGCUGGACAUUCGCUUAUGAUGUCAGAGGAAACCACAGCUGUAGCUGAAAGCCAAGAUGAAGACCUACUAGAAGAUCCAAAUGUGCACUUCAAUACUGAGACGUUAAACAAGGAAUUUAUGGUGAAAAGUGAAGAGCUCUAUGACUCCCUCAUGAAUUGCCACUGGCAACCUCUGGAUACAGUUCACUGUAAAAUCCCAGAGAAGACCCAGGAGUGA